Neurospora tetrasperma FGSC 2508 is the source of this 1105-nucleotide messenger RNA. Its product is annotated as peptidyl-prolyl cis-trans isomerase ssp-1. The record is from RefSeq and is a predicted model, not a curated record. Gene Ontology annotation, molecular function: peptidyl-prolyl cis-trans isomerase activity; protein binding. NCBI's taxonomy places the organism in Eukaryota, Fungi, Ascomycota, Sordariomycetes, Sordariales, Sordariaceae. The transcript is spliced from 5 exons. The coding region runs from base 109 to 657 and encodes 182 amino acids. Gene Ontology annotation, cellular component: nucleus; cytosol.
UAUUUUAAUUUGCAGCCUUGAAGCUCUACUUGCGCAGUUCAAGAACCGACCUACGAACCAAUCACCACUACAACCACCACCACCACCACCACCACCAAAACCGUCAUAAUGUCCAACACCAUCGAAACCGGUCUCCCCGAAGACUGGGAAGUCCGCCACUCGCAAUCCAAGAACCUGCCCUACUACUUCAACAGCGCCACCAAGACCUCUCGCUGGGAGCCGCCCUCGGGCACCGACGUCGACAAGCUCAAGAUCUACAUGGCCAAGUACCACUCGCCUACGAGUCAGCAGCAGCAACAACAACAGCAACAACAACCACAAGGCAAGAUCAGGUGUGCGCAUUUGCUGGUCAAGCACAACCAGAGCAGGAGGCCCAGUUCUUGGCGCGAGUCCGAGAUUACCCGCACCAAGCAAGAAGCCCUCACUACCCUGCAAGGAUUCGAACAGCGCAUCAAGUCCGGCUCCAUUUCCCUCGGCGAGCUGGCCCUGACCGAGUCCGACUGCUCCUCUGCUCGGAAGAGGGGCGACCUCGGCUACUUUGGACGCGGCGACAUGCAAAAGGAGUUUGAGGAUGCCGCUUUUGCGUUGAAGCCCGGCGAAAUCAGCGGCAUCGUGGACACGGCUAGUGGGUUGCAUUUGAUUGAACGGCUCGAGUAGGAUCCCGAUACGCCACGACAACAAAUCAUGACCACUACCUCUGAUAGAGAGGAACUUCAAAGGGCGCUGAGAGCGUGCAUGACAGUGUAGGAAAGAAGACAAAUCAGGGGUUCUGCUUCUAGCGCGGCGCUUUGCGAUGGUACGAAGGAGAGGAGGAAUUCGAGGGAUGAGACCGGGAGCACGACUCUUUAUACCGAAGACCAAAAGAUGAUGGCCGCGAUGACGCAUUACGCCAUUAUGCGGUCACUGGAACUUUGAUAUGUCGGAUUACCUAUUGUACGCAGUACGAAGAAGGAAGGCAACGAGGGCCAGCCAGGAACGCUGAUUCCAAUUUCUCCUGGCUCAAGACGGUGCUGAUUGGGGGGAAACUGACCCAAAAGAAAACAGCCGGAUAGGGGUUGGAAAACAAAAAAGCAGACAAAAUAAAACAUUUCCUUCACAAUUUGAG